Elephantulus edwardii (Cape elephant shrew) is the source of this 216-nucleotide messenger RNA. Its product is annotated as zinc finger protein 713-like. The transcript is spliced from 2 exons. The coding region runs from base 1 to 216 and encodes 71 amino acids. The record is from RefSeq and is a predicted model, not a curated record. Lineage: Eukaryota; Metazoa; Chordata; Mammalia; Macroscelidea; Macroscelididae. Gene Ontology annotation, biological process: regulation of DNA-templated transcription.
AUGGUGAAGGAUCAGGAAACACUGACCUUCAGUGACGUGGCUGUGAACUUCACUCGGGAAGAAUGGGGGCUUCUGGACUCUGCUCAGAAGGCCCUGUACCAGGACGUGAUGCUGGAGAACUACAGAAACCUGGUGUCCAUCGGUGAGGACCACUCUCCUGGCUUGGGCAUUUCCUCUCCCCGGUGUGAAAUCUUUGCAGUGUCUGUGGGGCUCUGA